CGUAUUUCUUUUUAUUUAACUAUAGCAGGUGAUUUCACAAAUAUAUUUGGAUGUUGCUAAUUAUUUUGCUUAAAUUGCAAACCUUUUUGUACAGUAAUAAUUCAUAUAAGCACAAAAACUGAUUUUAAAGUGUUUUAUCCGAAUACUAAUCUAACUAUUUGGACAAUUGAGCUAGUAUAGCCGCAUGUUGCAACAUGAAACAAAUCUACACAAAAUAGAAAAGCUGUUGUACUAAUAUGCUGAUUUUGUAAUUAACGCAAAAUAGCUUAAUUAAACCUGUUUUAAAAUAAUUAACUUAAAACUUACAUAAUUUUAAAAAUAAACAGGCCUAUGAUGUUAUUAAUGUAAUAUUAGUGUUACCGCUAAAAUAAUGCUACACUUACCGCAUCACGUGUAGCUUUCUAGGCACGUAAAGUCAAAUAAAGUAGAUCACAAGCUUAGUUGGCAUAUUGGUUCACACAUGUUAGUGGAAUUCAGUAUCCAAAUAAAACCAUGUGUUAUUGAAUUAUAUAUCUUCAAGUUCUUACUAAAAUUCUCAGCUAUCCAGUCAUUGACUUUCUAAUUUUAUUUAGAAUAUGUCUUAUGCAAUUUACGAUCUUAAAUUGUAUGUAAAGUUUACUCUAGCAAUUAAUAUUAACAGAUCUGGUGGGAUUUUUAGAAUUAGGAUAAUAUAAAUCAGAACAAAAGUUAUCAACUAAUCUUUAAAAAAAUCAACAUACUAGAAGUCUAGAACGCAUGGCCAAUAUAAUAAACUGACGUGCCAAAUUAAUAAUAGAUUAAAUAUGAGCAUUUGAAUGAUAUAAACUUAAAUACAAACACCGUUACUCAUCAUUUUUACUUCCAAAGUCAUGAUCAUGAAGGAGGAUCGGCGUUUUCCUCACAGACAUGAAGUCCUCCAGUUCAUGAAAACCAAACCGGCACUCGUUAUCUUCAUAGUACUAACUUAUGCCUUUGGUUACUUGACCGCAUACUAUAAUCACGUGCCACCAUCGACGACGGUGUUGAAGACCGUCAAGGCGACAAAACCUCGCGGUUCCCUAGUUGACAACUUCCGAGUAACGACUCGCUGCGGCGACCCUGUUCCGCCGGAAUCAAUCCGACAAACGGUUAUCGACAAGAUAUUCAACGGAACGUCUCCGUACGUUGACUUUCCACCACCGCACGCCGGGAAAUAUCUCCGGUCAAAACGAAUUAAAGGCUGGGGAUCGUACGGAGCCGUCUUCGAGAACUUAAUCCGACAGGUCAAACCUCGGACCAUCGUCGAAGUUGGAAGCUUUCUCGGCGCGUCGGCGAUUCACAUGGCCAAUCUCACGCGCCGCCUUGGGCUCGAGGAGACUCAGAUUCUAUGCGUAGAUGAUUUUCGUGGCUGGCCCGGUUUUCGAGACCGGUUUAAAGACAUGGCGUUGGUGAACGGCGAUGUCUUGCUUUUGUACCAGUUUAUGCAGAACGUGGUCAGCUCCGGUUCAACCGGUUCGAUUUUACCGGUUCCGUUCUCUGCUGGUUCGGCUUUGGAGAAGCUGUGUGAGUGGGGUGUGACGGCGGACCUGGUGGAGAUAGACGCGGGUCACGAUUUCAAUUCGGCUUGGGCUGAUAUAAACCGGGCGGUCCGGAUACUUCGACCCGGCGGAGUUUUAUUCGGUCACGAUUAUUUCACGGCAGCGGAUAACAGAGGAGUGAGGAGAGCUGUGAAUUUGUUCGCAGAGAUUAACCGGUUAAAAGUCAAAACUGAUGGUCAGCAUUGGGUUAUCGACUCAGUUAAUGUUACUUGAUUCCCUUUUUAGUAUAAAAAAAAUAUGGCCGAUUUUUUUUUUGUUUGUUUGUGCACGAAAUGCAGAAUUUUAAAUGCGAUGUAUGAUAAGAUAAUGGAUGAUUAUCAAUUCAAGAAAACAGAUUUGUAGGUUUUAU
This is a messenger RNA of Brassica rapa (field mustard), 1905 nucleotides long. RefSeq lists its product as uncharacterized. The record is from RefSeq and is a predicted model, not a curated record. Lineage: Eukaryota; Viridiplantae; Streptophyta; Magnoliopsida; Brassicales; Brassicaceae.